Haemonchus placei is the source of this 231-nucleotide messenger RNA. Lineage: Eukaryota; Metazoa; Nematoda; Chromadorea; Rhabditida; Trichostrongylidae. The record is from the annotation of a GenBank genome assembly.
AUGACAAAGAAAAAGUCGAAUGGCUUCAUGUACUUUGCGGAUUCGCGUCGUGCUUUCUACGAAGCCGAGGCCGGCUGUAACUUUGGGUCGAAACGACUAGUAGAACGAGCAGCCGACGAUUGGAAGCAAAUGAGUCACACUGAACAAGAACACUGGAAAACGGAAAGCAAGCGUCGGUUGGAGGAGCAGGUAGCUGUCGCCAUCUCAGUUAUAGAGAAUAAGGCUUGCUGA